AAGGUGGGCGGAGCCAACUACGAGGAAACGGUACAGUUGGCUGAAUGUACCAAGAAAGCCGGCGACGAGAAUCGGUACCCGGCAGUUUCAUCGUACAGCUGCCGCGCCUUCCAGCUCACCGUUACUAAUAUAGCAAUCAGACAAGAUAUAUAUCUUGAAAGGAAAAAAAUACAUCCAUCGUUCAACAAAUAAAUCAGCAUUCAGCUGCAUAUACACCAAGCAACAUUUGCAUGCUCUAUUUGCUAGAAAUAGCAGCGAAGGGCUCAGAGGUUAACGCUACGCUUUUAGAUAGCCGCUUGCAGGAUGGAGACGCAGAUACAUGUGCCCGUUGGGUCGCCUGUUAUAAGAAAAAUACCCAUUUUCGUGGACGAACACAACGUGACGGAGGGGGCGAUGAAGCUUAUUAAAGAGCUGAGACCGGCAUGGGACACCAGACUUGUCAACACCAAGCUCUUCACUGAUGGACUUACUAACAAAUUGGUCGGCUACUACGUGGAUGACAGCCCAGAGGAUGUGGUCCUGGUCCGAGUGUAUGGGAACAAGACAGAGCUGAUUGUGGACAGAGACAAUGAGCUCAAAAGCUUUCAGGUGUUAUAUGCUAAUGGUUGUGCUCCCCGCCUCUACUGCACCUUUCAGAAUGGCAUCUGCUAUGAGUUCAUGCAGGGGGAUGCUCUCGGAACACAGGAUGUCAGGGAUCCUGCCCUACUCAGACUGAUAGCCAGGGAGAUGGCCCGUAUCCAUGCAAUCCAUGCACACAACGGCUGCAUUCCCAAACCCAACCUUUGGAUCAAGAUGAGAAAAUACUUCUCCCUUGUAGCCACAGAGUUCACUGAGCAAGCCUCCAACAUCAGAAUCCAGCAGGAGGUUCCCAGCCAAGCAGUGCUGGAGCAGGAGAUGGUGUGGAUGAAGGAGCAUCUCUCCACACUUGGCUCCCCUGUGGUGCUCUGCCACAAUGACCUUCUCUGUAAGAACAUCAUCUACAACAGCAAAGAGGGUCAUGUGCGCUUCAUAGACUACGAAUACUCCAGCUACAACUACCAGGCUUUUGACAUCGGCAACCACUUCAAUGAAUUUGCAGGCAUGAGUGAGCUGAACUAUGGGCUGUACCCCAGUCGGGAGAUGCAGAUGGACUGGCUCACAGUGUACCUGCAGGCGUACAAACUCUUCACCAAGAAAACUGAGGAGGUUAGCCCUCGAGAGCUGGAGACGCUCUAUGUACAGGUCAACAAGUUUGCUCUGGCUUCUCACCUCUUUUGGGGCUUCUGGGCACUCAUCCAGGCCAAAUACUCCUCCAUCGACUUUGACUUCCUCGGGUAUGCUGUGCUACGAUUCAACCAGUACUUCAAGACCAAACCUGCAGUGAUGGCCCUGCAGAUCCCAGAAUGAGACAAGACAAAGAAAGAGAGGAGGGAGUGUGUAACAGGUUAUAUACUGGGACUACUGGGACUUCAUCUAGGUUGGGAACUCUUCUGUCAGAGCCAGCCUCUUAUGGACCACUGUGUGGUCCACCUGGCAUCCUUCUCUAAAACAAACGCCAUUAACCCUUUCAUUCCUCCAGUCAUACCUCCAUGUCUAUCCUGGCUCCAGCUUAAGAAAACUUCCAGACUUCUCUGUGUGUGAGUGUAUGUUUGUGUGUCUGUGCUGUUAAUUUAUCCUGAUGGACCUGACAUCUAGCUUUCCCUCUUAGGGCAGCUGACGCAGACAUAAUGAAACAGAGCAGUUUAGGGUGGAGUUCACCGACUUAAAGCCUCACACGGUCACACUGGCGCCAUAAUGUUCCAAAAUGCUAGUAAUGAAGGUCAAAACACAGACAAGACUGUUUGGGUUUGAUGCUGACAGUGAGAGAUUGUACUCUGUUUUUUGUGCACUGUAUCUAUGGCUCAAUGCCAUGGCCUCAUUGUAUAUCGGAUGUGUGCAGUGAGACCAUUCCUCAUGUAGAGAUAUUUUAAGUUCGGACCUGCGUGAUCCUCAUUUUUCCCAUAAACCGUAUUUGGUGCUAAGGGCUCAUAGAUGAGAUGAGAUAUUUGCACUGCACUUCCCAGAGAUCACCUGUUCAUUGUACGCUGUAGGUGGCACUGUAUCAUCUCUUUCUCUGGACUGGUGCAGUUUGAGUUUAUGUCACUUCCUCUUCUAGUUAUUCCAGGCAUAUUGCUGCUGCUGUGUGCUAGUGGACUUUGGACUUGGACGCUGAGUAUGUUGGACAUGUCCAUUUGUUUGGGUGAAGACAGUGUGGCUUUUUAAACGCCUCAGGCUAACAGCUCUUCAGUUUGGGUUGCUGUAGUAGGUGGUGUUUACUUAGAAUUAGGAAGUGAAGCUGGAGGGGAUAUAGAUGUCUCUUUAAAAGAGGGAAGCUGCGUAAAUGUCUGUGUGCAUUUCUGCUCUCACACUGUCUUUCCACCUUCUUGACUUUUAUGGUUAUAAUAAAUCGCUCGGUUAAACUUUCCUGUUAAACUUUCCGGACCUCUCGGAAAAUCAUGACCCCCAUCACCCUGGCCCCUCCUUUUGCUUUUACGCUCUCCUUUGACAUUUCCGUCUUCACGUUGCUGUCUCUUUAUCUUCUCCCAUCCCAGUUUUGUAUCAUAUCUCCCUUUAUCUGUGGAGAUUGAGGCAGUUAUAACAGGUUCCACAGGGCAUCUUAACAUUAAUGGCCAGUGGAACAGGUGUGAGCCUGUAUUAAUAUUUUCCCAUUCUCUUUCCAGUUUCAGAGCCAAGUUUUGUAACAUAAUCAGCCAUUGCAUAAUGUGUAUCUGGGGUCAAAUCAAGUUUAGCUUUAAAAAGAGACAGGAGUGGGAUAUGUGGAACUGUCGCACAGGAUCACCUAUUACAUGGAUGGAAAAAUCAUCUGCCUGUUAGUCAUCUUUACCUUAGUCUUUUCAGGAAGGAUGAGUAAAUCCUCACUGAAAAUUGCUAGAAACCUUAAAGGGGAAUUUCUUCACAAUUUCUGCUUAUGAAAUGGCUGUAAUGAUUAUGUCAAUAAAUUUUUUGUCACUCGACAAAUCUGUUUAACAUUGCAAUUCUGCUUUCCUGCAGAGCCACCAAAGACAUUAUACGACUGUGUAAAAUCUGUGGCGUGCCCCUUUUAAUGCGUGCUAUUGGUCUACUUAGUCUUUUUUGUCCCCACUAGUUAAGAGAAUUAACAGAUUUAAUUAGACAUUAGCAGUUUCUGCAUAUGAUGUAGAAAGAUCUUAGUCUUAGGCUUGUUGAAGACAUGCUGAUGCUAAAUAGUCUCUCUGCAAAGUGACAGACAUUUCCCUGUCUGAAUGUGAGACAAGGAUUCACUCCUCCUCCCCAUAACUGAUUGCAGUCAUUAUCUGAUCAGACUGAACUGGUAAAUACAUUUAUUAAUAUUCUGAAGCUGCUCAUUUGUGCCAGACUCCAGAAAUGGGAUGCGUCUUCACUCUCACUCACUCUCUCACACACACUCGUCUUGAUAUUUAACCCCUCACUGACCCAGCAGGGGGAAACCCUGAGCUCUGACCUUUGUCUUCCACUGUAGAUCUCAUGUAACUGACAGGUUGAAUAAUUUACCAUGUGAGCAGCAGCCCUUCAGAACAGAGACUGAGUGUUGUUGAUGGUAAUCAGUCAGGACAGUUAACCUGAGUGAUGACACAAGAGAUUUGAAAGGGAUUACAUUUGUGUCUGGAAUGUGUCGGUGGUUCUUGUCCAUAGAUGUGAUGAUCUGAGCCUUCAGAAUGUGAAAUAUGACUUGUACUCAUAUGAUGAUCCAUAUUUUAGAGCAUAAAUCUACUAGUGAAUUUGUCUUGGAAAACAGUAGUGCAAUUUUCAUUUGAGAAUAACCAAGAACCACUUUUUGGGGAACUACUGUAAUACUGGAGUAACCUGCUUAGUAGGUUUGCAGUCAAAGGCCACAUUAGUGAGCUUGCUGCUUGAAAGCACAGUCCUAAUACACUGGUAGGAAUUCAGCCUAGAUUAAACAGGCAUUUUCAUUUCAUGAGCACUGAAAGAAUUUCUCCAUUCACUAAACAGAAGGCACUGACCCUGUGUGGCGCUCGUGUGUUGACACAGUUUAGGACUUCUGAAUGGAAAAGUUGGGGUGGCUUUAUUAUGCUUCCUCUGAAAUGGUACCUAGUAGGUGCUAAUGAUGAAGGCUAGCGCUAAAUGUAGAGCUGAACUGGAAACGCGUUCCACACAGAGCUGAGGUUGCCCAAAAACCCCGUUCAGGAGUGCACUAAUAUUUUAGCAGCUGUACCUGUUGGUCACCUUACCCAUUGUGUUGUUUGGAACCAAAAUAUUCUUUGUGUUACUGAUGUUUAAUUUACUGUGUAUCUAAAGGCUUCAGCAUGCUUCAUGGAUUGCAUCCUUGCACCUUCUUAGAGAGUCAUCCAUGUCUGAAAGAAACGAUGACCCACAAAAUGUUUUCUGUAUGUUAAAGGCACAGUGUGUUGUCAAAUGUGGCCCCUGCCAUUAAAAGUCAAAUCUUAAGCCUGGACCCUAGUAUCACAGUCAAAAUGACUGACAUGUUUUUGAAGAGUAACUUAAUAGCAGUCUGACGUGGCUCCUCUUGUGGAGUCUGUUGCACCACCUUGCAUCUGUAACCAUGCCUUAUAAUGAUUACUCACACACCCAGGAGUACAAGUCUACAUCACUGCAGCAAGGUGAGAGGUUUAACCACUAGAGGUCAAGUUACUCUGUAAAUACACAAACUAAAGUCAAUAAUUUCACAGAACAAUUUCAGCUUGAGAUGCCCUUAACUAGCUUUUCCAGAGCUUUUUGUCAAGUCACUGUCUUCAUCAGCAGGAUGGAGUUUGCUCAGUUGUCACUGAUAUGGAUCUGUUUAGAUCUCUUGUCUGGAAAAGGUAGUUAACGGACCUUGGGUUAGGAUUUCUCUGUCAGAUUAAUAUUUCUGAGACUUUUAGGAUUUUUAUCUGCCAACUCCUAAGUUAGGUGUGGAGUAAUAUAGUACCUACAAGUGUAUAUGGUUGAAAAAGUUAUUGAUUGAGCCUUUAAAUAUCCAAAGGUGGAUCCGUCCUACAUGUUUUAGUAGUAACCUGUGUUCACCAGUUAACUAAAGGUUUUGUAAUAUUGCCUGCAUUGACAGUAAAGUCUGAUAUUUCUUUGUUUUAUCUAUACCGCUUAUUCCUGAAUAGGGUCACGGGGGUGGAGCCAGUCCCAGCUGACACUGGGCGAGCGGCAAGGUCCACCCUGGACAGGUUCAGUAAUGGGUCCAUAGAUUGAAAACAGUGAGGAGUUUAAACACAUAUUUUGAAUCAUUCACACUUGGUAACAUGCCUAGAAAUUCAUUUUUGACAGUUUUCUCCUUACGUCACACACUGUGCAACAUGACAAAGAAAUUGGUGACAAAAUUCCAUUAAGUUACUAAAAGUGUUUAAAGACCAAUACAUAGAUUUAUCAGCUUUUGUGUGCCAGACAGGUUGCAUAAUUCUUUUUCUGUUGGGCCUUUUAGGGUCCUUUAAACAGUUUUUCUGGUUUGUUUAUUGAGUCUGAUUUAAAAUGAUUUAACAGUUGU
Messenger RNA from Monopterus albus (swamp eel), 5488 nucleotides. It is a transcript of the gene etnk2, whose product is annotated as ethanolamine kinase 2. The record is from RefSeq and is a predicted model, not a curated record. Gene Ontology annotation, cellular component: cytoplasm. The transcript has 9 exons. NCBI's taxonomy places the organism in Eukaryota, Metazoa, Chordata, Actinopteri, Synbranchiformes, Synbranchidae. Gene Ontology annotation, biological process: phosphatidylethanolamine biosynthetic process. Gene Ontology annotation, molecular function: ethanolamine kinase activity. The coding region runs from base 304 to 1386 and encodes 360 amino acids.